Messenger RNA from Symbiodinium sp. CCMP2456, 2973 nucleotides. The record is from the annotation of a GenBank genome assembly. Lineage: Eukaryota; Dinophyceae; Suessiales; Symbiodiniaceae.
AUGUUGCAGCCUGGCACUUGUCUCUCUGCCCCAAACGGCUCACUUCAUACUCAGGACUACGAAGCGGCCAUGGCGUGUUUGCUCGAAGGGAUGCAUUACACCGAGCCCCUGGAGCUUCUGCAGUUGCUUCGCGGCGUGCUUGCGGAGGUGAUCAAGAAAGAGGAGGCUGCUGCAGAGUCUGCGAAGGAAUCUCGUGCAAGGAGAGGGUCGGGAUUCAGUUCGAAGCAGGCAGAUUCAGAAGCGUCUACGCAGGAAAAGGACCCCAAAGAGGCGGCUACCCGGCGCUGGCGACGAACCCUCCGUGCAGUCUUCAACGCCGAGGCCGCCAUGGCAAUGUUGGGUGACCUGCAGCAGAUGUACAAGUCGGAGGAGUUUGAGAGGGCCGCCCGUGGACUCAACGUUCGAUGGAGGGGCACUGGGAAGCUGUACGCUGAGAAGAUGGCAGACAUCGAGGAGCUUUGCUUGAAGGAGUGUCGGCUUGGCUCAAAACCCUCGGGGCCAAAUACCCCACAAGUCGUGGCAAGAGAGGACAUGCCCCGAAGACGCAGGAGCGGAGCCACCGUCGCCGUAGCAGCCACACAGGUCACCUCGGGACUCUCUCCGACUGCAGACGAUGAGGAGCGGUCCAUGCGCACUCAAGUCUUCGAGAAGACAAAGAUGUGCAAAUUCCAUAUUUUGGGCGCCUGCACCAAGGGUAGCAGCUGCCGUUUUGCGCACUCCCAGUCGGAGUUGCAGUGCCUUCCCGAUCUGGCGUGCACCAAAUUGUGCAAGACUUUGAUCGCAACUGGUGGCUGUGACAAUCCCGACUGCCGAUAUGCUCACAGCCAGGAGGAGCUGCGGCCAUUACCCUUCCCCGAUGUCGAAAGGGAGCAGGAGAUGCGGCACUUUGAACUGCCGCUGGCCGCGGGCGAGGUCCGACCUGGUGUCCGGCGCAGCUCCUCAGCUAUGUCAAUGUCAGCACUCCAGAAGGACAAGGCAUACCAGACCUUCAUGCAGAUCGGUCAGGCAGCGCAGGCACACGCAGCAGAGGCUCGGCGCCUGCAUGCCGCUGCGGCAGAGAUCCAGGCUGCUCACCUGGCCGACGACGCGCCGUACUACAUGAAUCAAAUGGGUCUGGACACCAUGAGCAUGCACGGGCAAGAGGAAUGCGGGCCCGCGGAUUGCAUGGAUUGCCUUUGGGCAGGGAAUACGACGCAGUCGACGAAUGCAGAGUCUGGGCAAUCGUUGUCUCUGCGACUGCAGGCUUGGCGGCGGAAGCCACGCAGGGCCAUUCGCGCCUUAAGUGCCGGCUGGGUGGAUGCUUGCAAGACUCUUCAGGCACUCCUGCAAGGCGACGUUCAGACAAAUGUGUAUCACUUCAACGCGGUCUUGGGUGCUGUUGGUCGGACGCAGCGAUGGCCGCGGGCACUCCAGAUGCUGUGCAGCAUGCUACAUGCAGAACAUGCCGACUUGGUCAGUCUGAACACCGUCAUUCAUGCCGGCGAGAAGCAGCAGUGGCAGAUGGCGCACUCACUCCUCUGCUUGCUGCAAGAUCUCGGUGGUGUACCAAACACCAUCAGCUACAACAGCUGUAUUAGUGCAUGUUAUGGCGUCGCGUGGCCCCGUGCUCUGCAUCUUGUGGAUUCGAUGGUCUCUUGUACCGCAACCCUUGAUGUGAUUACAUGCAACUCUGUCGGCCGUGUAUGUGGCAUCGGCGACUGGAAGCGGUCAGCGGCUUUUAUGCAGAAGCUGACUUCGAAAGUCAUCCUGCCAGAUGCCAUCAGCUAUAACACUGUUGCAAACUCUCUGGAAGACGGUCGCUGGAGCCGGGCCUUGGCAAAUCUACCUCGCAUGCGGCGGUCUGCUUUGCGACCCAGCUCGGUGUCCUUUGGCACACUCAUGAAGCUUUGCGAGGACUGGGAGCUGGCAUUCGGCACCUUGGCAGUCAUGCGCAGUGCCGCAGUUCCCUUGACUAUCGUGGUGUCUGGGAGUGCAAUCGCCGCUUGCUUCAAGCACGCGCUUUGGACAGCUGCGUUGCAACAGCUCGCCACACCGGGACGGCGCGAUGCCUCAGAGGUUGUUUGCUACAAUGCUGCCAUGACGGUUUGUGGGCAGUCCCAGAAGUGGAGAGCGGGACUUCGACUACUUCAGAGGAUGGGGCAGAGUCGUCAGGCGGAGACGGCCGUCACAAAGUCCGCUUUUUUCCUAGUGGCUGGGGAGCGGCUUGGCCGUUGGCGCCAGGCUUUGGACAGGGGCCUGCGCAGGAUGAAAGGCACCACAGCCCUCACGCCCAGGAUCAUUGCAUGCAGCAGCCUCCUGGCCUUCUUUAGUUUUCCUCCGUUCUUGCGCCAGUCAUAUUCUACCUACCGAUCGCGCGGUUUUGUCGAUGUCAGCUUUGGUGAAGGCGCCCUGGGAGCCUGUGAAGACUCGGAGAGGUGGGCAGAGGCUUUAGAUGUCCUUCGGGGUAUGAAGACAGAUGGCCUCUCGCCAAACGUCUUCAGCUACAGCAGUGCUAUCAGCGCCUUGGAAAAGCGUGCACGGUGGGUUCUGUCACUGCAUCUCUUGCACCAGAUGGAGGCUCAGGGCGUGGCACCCAAUGAAAUCAGCUACAGCGGCGCCGUGGGUGCUUGCGAGAAAGCUGCCUCUGGCUGUGACUUGCAAGCUGAACUACCAGAACGCUUCCUACCUUUGGAUCUAGGCCAGCUGCUUGGAGUUCAGGGUUCGCUGGGUCCACAGCCCAAACCGCUUCGGUCAGUCGCGUCUGCAGCUGGGCGCCUCUGCUCCCUUGGUGGCCAAGAUACGGAGGAGAUGCAGCCAGAGGCGGUUCCCCUUGCACCGCUGAGCCGGCCUCGUGCAGAUGAGCCUGUGCAGAUCAAUCUGCACAGCUUGCGAUCUCUGAGUGGCAACAACCUGGUAGGGAUGGCCGAGGACACGGACAAUGAUGGUCUCGGUGGGCAGCGGCCUUUCAGAGCAGUCCAGAGUUCCCCAAACUAA